Messenger RNA from Cuscuta campestris, 574 nucleotides. NCBI's taxonomy places the organism in Eukaryota, Viridiplantae, Streptophyta, Magnoliopsida, Solanales, Convolvulaceae. The record is from the annotation of a GenBank genome assembly.
ACGAAUCUUCGCAAUUUCCGUCUCUACGAUCUGAAACCCUAGCAGACAACGCGACGCAGGGAAGAAGAAGAAGAAGAGAUCGCACCUUGAGAAAUGGGGAAGCAGCCCGUGAAGUUGAAGGCCGUCGUCUACGCGCUUUCUCCGUUCCAGCAGAAGGUGAUGCCUGGUCUAUGGAAGGACCUUCCCGGCAAGAUCCACCACAAGAUCUCCGAGAACUGGAUCAGCGCAUCCCUAUUGCUCGGCCCUCUCAUCGGUGUCCACUUGUAUGUGAAGCAAUACCAGGAACAUGAAAAGUUGUCUCACAGAUACUGAUGGCUGAAGCUGUGAACCUUCUUCGUUGAUGUUGAAAUUCCCAAUUUUUUUAAAAAUAAAAAAUAUUACCUGGAAAUAAGUUGAGAACUAUGGUUUUUAUUCUGUCUGUCUACAACAAUUGAUCAUCCCGUGCAAGAUUUCUUUUACAAGUUUUUAUGUGUUUUUCAAGUUUUAUACUCUACUUUUUAUGGGUUUUAUUGGGUUGUCGCACAUUGUUCGUAUGAAGUAACACCAUAGUGGAUAAUUAAUGUUAGAUUUAUUG